AUGUCAGUGGGAGGACUUGGCCAUGCUGAGGCGCUGUCCAGCCUGCGCUCUGAGAUGGUGAGGGCCCAGACGGAGGAGCUGCGUCGAAUCCAAAAACAUGCAGACGACGAGAGGGACAAACUGCAGAAGGAGGUAGAAAAAGAGAGAGAAACCGUACAGAAGGAAAGGGAACAAGAAAAGAAUAAGUUUGAGAAGGACAGAAACAGACUGCUAAGAGAGAGGGAGGAGGAGAGGGAAGAGGUGGAAGGGAUCAAAGAACGUCUGAAGAGAGAGAAGGACGAAGAGGUGGACCGGCAGAGGAAGGAACUGGAGGUCGAGAGGGUUCGCGUUCGCUCGCAGUUGGACAAGAACAUUGAACAGGUGGAGGCGGAGAGGGCCAAUGUGCAGCAGAAGCUGGAGGAGGAGAAGAAGAGAUUGGUGGAGAAGGCUGAGGAGGACAGGAAGCGUUUGAAGGAGCAGGUGCGGAAGGCGAUAGAGGAGGUGAUGAGGAGGCACGCGGCCGAACUCCACAGCGUCCAAGAAGCUCUGAGCUCAGAGAGGAAGACCAACCAAGAGGUGUGUUUACGUUUGGAUGAACAGAGGAGGAACGCUGAGGAGCUACGCAACGAGCUGGAGAGGGACAGAGAGGAGCUGAGGACAAAACUGAAAGAUGCCUCCAAUGAGACCUGUAGGCUGCAGUCAGCGUUCGAACAUCAAGACAAGAAAGAAAAUGGGGCCCCUGAAGCUGCAGCCUCGUGUGGACCGCAGUGCUCUCGUCAGGAGGAAGAGCUCCAUCAGACCCGGAGUCGUCUGGCACGGACGCAGGAGGAGGGAGAGAGGCAGCGGGACAGGCAGCAGAGAGAGAUGGCCUCCCUGAGAGCUGACAAACACCGGCUGGAGGAGAAAGUCCUGGAGCAGAGCCGACUGAACACGGAGAGGAGUCUUCUCGACCAGAGCCAGCGGCAGACUGAGGACCGGAUCAGGGCAGAGUGUGAGGAUCGUCUCAGAGCGGAGUUCAGGAUCGAGAUGAAUGCCGCCGUGGCAGAGAGCGAACAGAGGUGGCAGAACAAAGAGCAGGAGCUGCAGAGCCAGAUAUCUGAGCAGCAGAAUCAGCUGAGCGAGCUGAAGUCAAAGGCGGAGCAAGAGAAGGAGUGUCCGGGAGAAAAUUGCCAUGGCAACCCUGAAAUUGACAGGCUUAGAAAAGAGGUCCAAGACACCAAGGAGAUAAACAAGAAACUGAGGGAUCUGCUGCAGGAGCCCCAAACCCAGACUUCAGGAGAGGAGAGGCACAGUCACGCCAAGGCUCUGCAGGCGUUAGAGAGACAGGCGAAAGAAGAUCUGCUGUCUGAGAGGAACAGACUGCAGACAAUGCACCACCUGGAGCUAG
Molecule: messenger RNA, 1366 nt
Organism: Notothenia coriiceps (black rockcod)
Lineage: Eukaryota; Metazoa; Chordata; Actinopteri; Perciformes; Nototheniidae
Product: trichohyalin-like
Exons: 7
Source: RefSeq, a predicted model, not a curated record